Chrysochloris asiatica (Cape golden mole) is the source of this 3048-nucleotide messenger RNA. RefSeq names its product mannosidase, alpha, class 2B, member 1 (gene MAN2B1). The record is from RefSeq and is a predicted model, not a curated record. Bases 1 to 3048 code for a protein of 1015 amino acids. The transcript has 24 exons. Gene Ontology annotation, molecular function: alpha-mannosidase activity; carbohydrate binding. Gene Ontology annotation, biological process: mannose metabolic process. Lineage: Eukaryota; Metazoa; Chordata; Mammalia; Afrosoricida; Chrysochloridae. Gene Ontology annotation, cellular component: lysosome.
AUGAGCGCUGACGCUCUGGCUACAGCGGUGGGCGCUGGCGGAAGCUGGCGUGAGGCGGUGGCGCCCUGGAUGAGCUCCCACGCCCCGCCUUUUCUCUCCCUGUUUUUUCUGUUGGUGGUGCUCGGUGCUCAGGCCUCGCGUUAUGAGACAUGCCCCAAGGUGCAGCCGGGCAUGCUCAAUGUUCACCUGGUGGCCCACACACAUGAUGACGUUGGCUGGCUCAAGACAGUGGACCAGUACUUUUAUGGCAUCCGCAAUGACAUCCAACACGCAGGGGUGCAGUACAUCCUGGACUCCGUAGUCUCUGCCCUGCUGGCCGAGCCCACCCGUCGCUUUAUCUAUGUGGAGAUAGCCUUCUUCUCCCGAUGGUGGCACCAGCAGACAAAGGCAACACAGGAGAUUGUGCGGGACCUGGUACGACAGGGCCGUCUGGAGUUUGCCAAUGGUGGCUGGGUGAUGAAUGAUGAGGCAGCCACCCACUAUGGUGCCAUCAUAGACCAGAUGACUUUGGGGCUACGAUUCCUGGAAGACACGUUUGGUAUCGAUGGACGCCCCCGUGUGGCCUGGCACAUCGACCCCUUUGGCCACUCUCGGGAGCAGGCCUCACUGUUCGCGCAGAUGGGCUUCGAUGGCUUCUUCUUUGGUCGCCUGGAUUAUCAAGAUAAGAAGAAUCGGGAGAAGAUGCUGGAGAUGGAGCAGGUGUGGCGGGCCAGCACCAGCCUGAAGCCUCCUGCCGCUGACCUCUUCACUGGUGUGCUCCCCAAUAUGUACAACCCACCACAGGAUCUGUGCUGGGACGUGCUGUGUGAUGACAAGCCCGUGGUGGACGACCCCCGCAGCCCCGAGUAUAAUGCCAAGGAGCUGGUCAGUUACUUCCUGCAGUUGGCUGCUGUUCAGGGCCGGCACUACCGUACCAAUCACACCAUCAUGACCAUGGGCUCAGACUUCCAAUAUGAGAACGCCAACAUGUGGUUCAAGAACCUUGACAAGCUCAUCCAGCUGGUCAACAGCCAGCAGCAGGCCAACGGGAGCCGAGUCCACGUUCUCUACUCCACUCCAGCCUGUUACCUCUGGGAGCUGAACAAGGCCAACCUGACUUGGUCGGUGAAACACGAUGACUUCUUCCCUUACGCCGAUGGCCCCCACAACUUCUGGACAGGCUACUUCUCCAGCCGGCCAGCCCUCAAACGCUACGAGCGCCUCAGCUACAACUUUCUGCAGGUGUGCAACCAGCUGGAGGCGCUGGCGGGACCGGUGGCCAACUCGGGACCCUAUGGCUCUGGAGACAGUGGGCCUCUCAGGGAGGCGAUGGCCGUGCUGCAGCACCACGAUGCAGUCAGCGGUACAUCCAAACAGCACGUGGCGGACGACUAUGCGCGCCAGCUAGCUGAAGGCUGGGGACCCUGUGAGGUGCUCCUGAGCAACGCUCUGGCUCGACUCAGUGGCUCCAAAGAGAAGUUCACGUUCUGCCGCGAACUCAACAUCAGUGUCUGUCCCUUCACUCUGAAGACUACGCGUUUCCAGGUCACCAUCUAUAACCCCCUUGGGCGGAAGCUAGAUUGGAUGGUUCGACUUCCUGUCAGCGAAGGCGUUUUCCUUGUGAAGGACCCCAGUGGUGGGACAGUGCCCAGUGAAGUGGUGAUACUUCCAGGCUCAGACAGUCAGCAACACCCCCCAGAACUGCUCUUCUCUGCCUCACUGCCUGCCCUGGGAUUCAGCACCUAUUCAGUGGCACGGGUGCCUGGCCGGAGUCCCAAGACCCAUAUUCGCCGACAUAGGCCCCAAUCACAUGCCCUGGUUAUACAAAAUGAGUACAUCCGUGCUUCAUUCAACCCUGACACUGGGCUUUUGAUGGAGAUUGAGAAUCUGGAACAGAACCUACAGCUUCCUGUUCGCCAGGCUUUCUUCUGGUACAAUGCCAGUACAGGCAACAACGAAAGCUCCCAGGUUUCAGGUGCCUACAUCUUCAGACCCAACCAACGAGAACCACUACCCGUGAGACACUGGGCUGAGACUCGCCUGGUCAAGACAGCCUUGGUGCAGGAGAUGCAUCAGAACUUCUCAUCUUGGUGUUCCCAAGUGGUUCGCCUGUACCCAGGACAGAGGCACCUGGAGUUGGAGUGGACAGUGGGGCCAAUACCUGUCGUUGAUGGCUGGGGGAAGGAGGUCAUCAGCCGCUUUGACACAACAUUGGAGACAAAUGGGCGCUUCUACACAGACAGCAACGGCCGAGAGAUCCUGGAGAGAAGGCGGGAUUAUCGGCCCACCUGGAAUUUGAGUCAGACUGAACCAGUGGCUGGAAACUACUACCCGGUCAACAGUCGCAUUUACAUCACGGAUGGAAACGUGCAGCUGACGGUGCUGACUGACCGCUCCCAGGGGGGCAGCAGCCUGAGCGAUGGCUCCCUGGAGCUCAUGGUACACCGAAGACUGCUUAUAGAUGAUGCCCGUGGAGUAGGGGAGCCUCUGCAGGAGGCCGGCCCCGAUGGGCAGGGGCCAGGGCUGUGGGUGCGAGGCCGUCACCUCGUGCUGCUGGACAGUGUCCGGGCUGCAGCCACUGGGCACCGCCUGCUGGCGGAAAAGGAGGCCCUAGCCCCGCAGAUAGUGUUGUCUCUGGGAGGUGGCGCCCCCUAUCACCUGGGGAUCACUCCACGAAUGCAGUUCUCUGCCUUACGCCGGGAGCUGCCUCCGGCAGUGCACCUACUCACACUAGCUCGCUGGGGACCCGGGAUGCUGUUGCUGCGCUUGGAGCAUCAGUUCGCCGCUGGAGAGGAUCGCAACCUGAGCUCCCCUGUGACCUUGGACUUACGAGACCUGUUCACCACCUUCACCAUCACCCACCUUCAGGAGACCACGCUGGCGGCCAACCAGCCUCGGGACGGUGCCACUAGGCUCCAGUGGAUGCAGAAAACAGGCCAUGCAACCAAAACUGUGCCCUCCUUGCUGGAUCCUGCCGCCAUUACACUGAAGCCCAUGGAAAUCCGCACCUUCCUGGCUUCUGUUCAAUGGGAGGAGGAUAUCCAGACUCGCUGGCAUGCUCCCUUCUGA